This is a messenger RNA of Drosophila sulfurigaster albostrigata, 489 nucleotides long. It is a transcript of the gene e(y)2, whose product is annotated as enhancer of yellow 2 transcription factor. NCBI's taxonomy places the organism in Eukaryota, Metazoa, Arthropoda, Insecta, Diptera, Drosophilidae. The record is from RefSeq and is a predicted model, not a curated record. Gene Ontology annotation, molecular function: transcription coactivator activity; chromatin binding. Gene Ontology annotation, biological process: regulation of transcription by RNA polymerase II; poly(A)+ mRNA export from nucleus; positive regulation of DNA-templated transcription. The coding region runs from base 97 to 390 and encodes 97 amino acids. Gene Ontology annotation, cellular component: DUBm complex; SAGA complex; nuclear pore. The transcript has a single exon.
GCAAGCAGUAGACAGACAGAGAAAGAGAGCAAAGAUAGAAAAAGCCGACAAAACAAAAAAGAAGAAAAGAAAACGGUAGUCACAGGAGAAAAUAGCAUGACCGUUUCAGACACUGUCGACCAAUACACGAUCAUGUCCGGCGAUCGUUCGAAAAUUAAAGAUUUGCUCUGCAACCGUUUGACCGAGUGCGGAUGGCGGGACGAAGUGCGAUUAUUGUGCCGCAACAUACUGCUGGACAAGACGGGGAACAACAGCGUCACUGUGGAACAACUCAUAGCCGAGGUGACGCCAAAGGCACGCACCCUUGUGCCCGAUGCUGUCAAAAAGGAGCUGCUGAUGAAGAUACGCACGAUACUUGCUGAAAACGAGGCGGAAAACAAUUCAAACUAGGAUGUAGUAGAUAAUUAUGAUAAAAUAUUAGCAUUAAAUAUUCACGGCAUGCGUUGCGUUAAUAAACAAUGUACAAUGUAGUUAUUGCUACUAUAUAUA